This is a messenger RNA of Drosophila ficusphila, 1834 nucleotides long. Its product is annotated as CDK5RAP1-like protein. Gene Ontology annotation, molecular function: 4 iron, 4 sulfur cluster binding; tRNA-2-methylthio-N(6)-dimethylallyladenosine(37) synthase activity. The transcript has a single exon. Gene Ontology annotation, cellular component: cytosol; mitochondrion. Lineage: Eukaryota; Metazoa; Arthropoda; Insecta; Diptera; Drosophilidae. The record is from RefSeq and is a predicted model, not a curated record. Gene Ontology annotation, biological process: negative regulation of cyclin-dependent protein serine/threonine kinase activity; tRNA modification. Bases 57 to 1817 code for a protein of 586 amino acids.
CCAUCUCUAAUCUUGCAUAAUUUUAAAAACAUAUUUUUACAAGUAUUAAAACUGCUAUGAAACGGAGCUACCGGGCGUUGAUACGCCAGGUGCGACUGGCCUCAACCACUGCCUCCAAAGGAGCAACCUCCAAUCCUUCAUCAGUUUCCUCCAGUGAGGCAAGUGGAAUAAAACCGGAGCCGGCAGCACGUGCAACAUUUCUGGAGAGAAUUCAACGGGGACCCGGCUUCCAAGAUUUCUUUGCAGUCAAACCUGCUUCCAGGCUAAAAAUAAAUGAAGAGGAGCACGUGGACACCAGUGUGCCGUACCUAAGCUCUAUUGAUUUCAAUGGUAAUGGCAGAAAGGUGCACUUUGAGGUCUACGGAUGUCAGAUGAACACCAACGACACAGAAGUCGUUUGGAGUAUACUUCAGCAAAAUGGCUAUUUGAGAUGUCAGCAGCCGGAGGAAGCCGAUGUUAUUAUGCUGAUAACCUGUGCAAUUCGUGAUGGAGCAGAAACGAGGAUCUGGAACAGAUUGAAACACCUGCGGGCCAUGAAAAACAAGCGCAGCUCAAGGAGGCAUCCUCUCCAGCUAACUCUGCUCGGUUGCAUGGCGGAACGGCUGAAGGAGAAGCUGCUGGAUCAGGAGCAAUGUGUGGAUGUGAUUGCCGGACCGGAUAGCUACAAGGAUCUGCCCCGACUGCUGGCCAUAUCGCGGCAUUAUGGCAACUCGGCCAUCAAUGUGCUCCUCUCGCUGGACGAAACCUAUGCGGAUGUUAUGCCCGUGCGGUUGAACUCGGAAUCGCCAACAGCAUUUGUGUCCAUUAUGCGAGGGUGUGACAAUAUGUGCACCUACUGCAUAGUACCCUUCACCCGCGGACGCGAGCGUUCUCGACCUCUGGAUUCGAUUGUUGCUGAGGUUAAAGCUUUGGAGGAGCAGGGCGUAAAGGAGGUCACCCUGUUGGGCCAGAAUGUCAACUCUUACAGAGAUAAAAGUGCUCAGGAGGCACAGGAAUCCCUGAAAGCUUCCACCGUUCCUGGUUUUAAAACUGUUUACAAGCCCAAAACUGGUGGGACUUCCUUUGCCGAGUUACUACGAGCUGUAGCUCAAGCUGUUCCCGAAAUGCGCAUCCGUUUUACCUCCCCGCAUCCCAAGGAUUUCUCCGACGAAGUGUUGAGAGUUAUAAGAGAUCACCCGAAUGUGUGCAAGCAACUCCACUUACCAGCACAAUCAGGAAACACCCAGGUUCUUGAGAGGAUGCGGCGAGGUUACAGCAGAGAGGCUUAUCUGGAACUUGUCCAGCACAUCAGGCAGUUUCUGCCCAACGUGGGACUAUCCAGCGAUUUCAUCUGUGGUUUUUGCGGCGAAACGGAGGAGGAGUUCCAGGAUACAGUGUCCCUCAUCCAACAAGUGCAGUACAACGUGGCUUACUUAUUUGCCUACAGCAUGCGAGAAAAGACCGCUGCCCAUCGACGCUACAAGGAUGACGUGCCCCUUAAUGUGAAGAACGAGCGACUGGUGCGCAUGGUACAGGCUUUCCGAGAAGGAGCCACUCAGCUGCACCGUAAAAUGGAGGGACAGAAGCAGCUCAUCCUCAUCGAGGGCAAAAGCAAGAGGUCAGAUGAACACUGGUUCGGCCGCAAUGAUGCCAACAUCAAAGUGAUUGUUCCUGCGACAGAAUUGCCCUCCGGGAACGAUCAAGGAUCACGAAGUUGCUUUGGAGUAGGUGAUUUUGUAACUGUUCGCAUUGAUGAAUCCAAUUCCCAGGUGCUAAAGGGCACUCCCCUCGAGUUGAGCAGCAUAACCGACUUUCACAAUAGACAGAUUUUACAAUAAAACGAACUUUAAUCGUA